GAAAUGCUUCCGGGAUUUGCUUCCAGCAACUUUGCUCGCCGUGUGUAGACGCAGCUCAUCGCUGCUCUCAGGUGCAGCCUCGUGGCACAAGGAAGUAACGUCCGACUUGAAACUGUGGCCAUACAAUCUCCAUCUCGCUGGACGAGUUGAGAUUACUCUGUGUUCCACCGAACACUCUAACGGAUCCCAAGGAGACCGCCAGGCAAUCCGCAUCUUCAUCCGUUUGCCUGCAGAAGUGAAGAGAAAAGAUUUCUCUUCCCUCUUCAAUCAAGUCAACAUCACUGAUUUCUCCACCAGCCCGCCGAGAAUCAGCAGCCGUACCGCCCGCUGACAGAGCGAGGAAACGGCCUCCCGUCAUCACCCAAGCCUCGAGGAACCGAAUCCGAGUUAAAGGAUGGAUGAACACACAUUCUGCAUCCUCAUGCGAUUCAAGUAAGAGGUUUACGUCUGGGCAGAGAUAGAAUAUUAUAGUGUGUUUUUCUUGUGCAUCAAGGUUAUUGCUUGUACAGUUUACGAACCGCCAUGUCUGCUCAUUAUUAAUACUCAGGGUAUUAAUUAUCACAAAUUUGAUUUGUUGUAUUGUAGUCCAACCACAUUGGGCUGUUGUGCAUUUCCAUCGCAGGUGAGACCGGCAAACUGAGUUUAUCCAUUAAAGAAUCAAAAACCGUUGGACGGUUUACGAGCCGUCCACCGCGUCUCUGAGUGAUAAACUAACAGCUGCUUUCUCUCCCACGAUCGCGAAAUCGGCUUUGGGUCCGUCACUUAAUUCUCUCUCUCUCUCUCGUACUAACCACACACACACACACACACACGCGACCCCUCACAAACAUUCUGGCACACAUUUUUGGCUAGUAGAUAGCUUCGUGAUAAAGCUCAGUUUUGUCCCUAAGCUACCAUUGACUGGUUUCUCUCCGCCCACAUUUGCGGCCAGAAGUGGCCGGAAGUCUCGCGUGACAUACUCUCCACGAGAGUCACGUCUGCCAUUUUGUGCGCGUUCCUCCUUACACACACACACACACACACACACACACACACACCUUAUGUGUUAUAGGAUUAUUUUAGUUUCCAUAUCUAAUCAUAUCACUGUUUAGUUUGUAGUUGUAAGUCGGAAGUUUAUUGACUGCAUUGUAUUAAUUAUUAAUUGAUAUUACUGCAUAAAUAAACUUUGUUAUAUUACAAAGAGAAGUGUUUUUGUUUGUUUUGCCUACACCUGUGUCAUGCUGACGGGAUGUCAGUGCUCAGAUUCAAGCCUUCAUUCAUUGUUUUUUUUUUUCGAAGAUCGAUAUUCUUCGGAUGUCGAUUUUCCUAAGAAAACAAUCUAAUAUUGAGACUGUUAUACUAUCUGGUUAUUAGUCCCUGAUUCCAGGGUGGUGCCCCAUCAAUGUUAAUCCUUAUUAAUAUUCUAUUGAUUUUUGAUAAUUGAUAAUUAUCUUUGACGAUUGUUGAUUUUGAAGGAUCAAUAAGCUAGUGUUAAUUUUAAUUAAUGUAUCAUAGAUGUUAAUGAUUGGUGAUUAUCUUUGAUAAUUGUUGAUUUAAAGGAUUAAAAAAGCAAACAUUGAUUCUCAUCAAUGUUCUAUUGAUUUUAAUAAUUAAUAGUUAUCUUUGAUAAUUAUUAAUUAUUGCUAAUAACCAAACCCACUCCUAAACGUAGCGCACUACAUUUACUGGAGCCCCAUAUGAGGUUUUAAUGAGUUAAAUUAAUUAAUUUAAAUAUGAAUUAAUAACUAAAGAAACAAUUAUUAAUUAUUUCUGAUAGUAACACUGAUCUAAACAACCUGUAAAGCCCUACAAAUAUAUUUGUGGCAGCGGGGGCAUGGUCAAGCAUCUCUCCGGAGAGAGAAAAAGCGGUAAGGGCGCUUACACCUGAGCUAAAUUAUGUAUAACACCUGUCUCUAAUUUCAGUGAGCACGGGGAGAGCGGCAUAAAUAGAGACACACCGCAAAUAGGAGGGAGAGAGAGCCUGGGCACGACAGACCCGAGCAAGAAGCUAGGAGUUUCUUUACAAAUGUUGAGAGUUUAUUUUUGUGAAGCGGUGUGCGAUUGAUGACACCGUUGGAGGAAGCUAUCCGACUUGCGGAGGACCACAUGGCGGCGAUCCCGAGGACAGAAGAUCCCUCCUACCUUCUCUCUCCUCCCUCUGUUUCUUCCCCCUCCCCUCUCUCUCUCUCGUCUGCUUUCUCUCCAGGUCCCGUUCCUGCCCCACGCAGACGAGGAGGAACCCAGCCCCUGAGACCAGUUCCCCGGGUGUGGGAGGCGACACCUUCCCCUACUCCAGUACCCCGCCGCUCUCCCCCUCAGGGGGGGGCGCCCGCCGACGCAAGUGCGGGCGUGGCGCCUGGGCCGGCCUGCUGGAGGUGCGGAGACCCGAGCCACUUCCGAGAUCAGUGCCCUCUGAUGGAGCUGGGGACGAGGGUGCGGGUCUCUGACCUCCCACAGGCUGCCCCCGACCGGGCCGGAGCGUACCGGAUACCGACAGAUGCUUCAGACAGGGGGCUGGGGGCUGUGCUCUCGCAGGUGGUGGGAGGGGAGGAGCGCCCGGUGCUGUACAUUAGCCGUAAGCUCUCGUUAAGGGAAACUAAGUACAGCACCGUGGAAAAGGAGUGUCUCGCCAUCAAGUGGGCGGUCCUCACUCUCCGAUACUACCUGUUGGGGCGGGCCUUCACCCUCUGCUCGGAUCACGCCCCACUCCAGUGGCUCCACCGCAUGAAAGAUACUAACGCCCGAAUCACCCGUUGGUAUCUGGCUCUUCAGCCGUUUAAGUUCAAGGUGGUCCACAGACCGGGGGCGCAGAUGGCUGUCGCCGACUUCCUUUCCAGGAAUGGGGGGAGUGGUAGGCAGGCCGGAUGUCGCCCCGGCCUGAGUCGGGCGGUGGGGAUAUGUGGCAGCGGGGGCGUGGUCAAGCAUCUCUCCGGAGAGAGAAAAAGCGGUAAGGGCGCUUACACCUGAGCUAAAUUAUGUAUAACACCUGUCUCUAAUUUCAGUGAGCACGGGGAGAGCGGCAUAAAUAGAGACACACCGCAAAUAGGAGGGAGAGAGAGCCUGGGCACGACAGACCCGAGCAAGAAGCUAGGAGUUUCUUUACAAAUGUUGAGAGUUUAUUUUUGUGAAGCGGUGUGCGAUUGAUGAUUAACUUUGUGCUGCAGAGAGAGAGAAAAUAAACUAUAACCUGAACCAGGAAAACUGCUUCUCGUCUCCUCUUUACAAUAUUAAAAUUAGCUGAUAUUUAAAUUACAACCCCAAUUCUGAAAAAGUUGGGACAGUAUCAAAAAUAGUAUACUAAUAAAAACAAAAAGG
This is a messenger RNA of Myxocyprinus asiaticus (Chinese sucker), 3294 nucleotides long. RefSeq lists its product as uncharacterized. Gene Ontology annotation, molecular function: zinc ion binding; nucleic acid binding. NCBI's taxonomy places the organism in Eukaryota, Metazoa, Chordata, Actinopteri, Cypriniformes, Catostomidae. The transcript has 2 exons. The record is from RefSeq and is a predicted model, not a curated record. The coding region runs from base 2044 to 2946 and encodes 300 amino acids.